Chinchilla lanigera (long-tailed chinchilla) is the source of this 2329-nucleotide messenger RNA. Its product is annotated as cytochrome b5 reductase 4. Gene Ontology annotation, biological process: generation of precursor metabolites and energy; superoxide metabolic process. The record is from RefSeq and is a predicted model, not a curated record. The coding region runs from base 154 to 1686 and encodes 510 amino acids. NCBI's taxonomy places the organism in Eukaryota, Metazoa, Chordata, Mammalia, Rodentia, Chinchillidae. Gene Ontology annotation, cellular component: endoplasmic reticulum. The transcript is spliced from 15 exons. Gene Ontology annotation, molecular function: heme binding; oxidoreductase activity.
AUCACCUCUGGCGACCCCGGAAGUGGGUCGGGGGCUUGGCCUCUCCGGGCCUCAGAGCCGGAGCGGGCGGUGCUCGCCAGAGGGGUCCUCCCGAGAGUGCCAGUAGGGCAGCGGGCCCCGGGCGCCGGGCAAGGCCCGGAUUAGGGGUCUAGGAUGCUAAACGUCCCUUCCCAGUCUUUUCCGGGCCCCAGUUCUCAGCAGCGCGUGGCCUCCGGGGGGCGUAGCAAGGUACCUUUAAAACAAGGCAGAAGUCUUAUGGAUUGGAUUCGAAUGACCAAAAGUGGGAAAGACCUAACAGGAUUAAAAGGCAGGCUAAUUGAAGUAACUGAAGAAGAACUUAAGAAACACAAUAAAAAAGAUGACUGUUGGAUAUGUAUCAGAGGGUUUGUUUAUAAUGUCAGCCCGUAUAUGGAAUAUCAUCCUGGGGGAGAAGAUGAACUAAUGAGAGCAGCGGGAUCCGAUGGUACUGACCUUUUUGAUCAGGUUCACCGCUGGGUCAAUUACGAAUCCAUGCUGAAAGAAUGCCUGGUUGGCAGAAUGGCGGUUAAACCUGCAGUUCCAAAAGGUUUGCUUUCCAAGACCCAAGUGACAGACACACUUACCAAAGAAGGUCUUAAUUCUCCAAGCUAUGAUUGGUUUCAAACAGACUCUUCAGUCACCAUUGUCAUAUAUACUAAACAAAAGGAUAUCAGUUUAGAUUCAGUAAUAGUUGAUCAUCAAGGUGAUUCCUUUAGAGCAGAAACAAUUAUCAAGGAUUAUUCAUAUCUUGUACAUAUUGCGCUAAGCCAUGAGGUUGAGGAAGAUUUUUCUGUGCGAGUUGUGGAGAAUGUGGGAAAAAUAGAGAUUAUCCUCAAAAAAAAAGAACAUACUUCAUGGAAAUGUCUUGGUCUUCCCCUGGAGAGGCAUAAUUUACUUACCCCAAAGAAAGAUGCAGGUCUGUACUAUAGAAAGUGCCAGUUGGUUUCCAAGGAGGAUGUCACUCAUGAUACGAAGCUGUUCUGUUUGAUGCUGCCCCCGUGCACUCAUCUCCAGGUGCCGAUUGGGCAACAUGUUUACCUCAAGGUAACUAUCACAGGUACAGAAAUAGUAAAGCCAUAUACACCUGUAUCUUAUUCCUUACUCUCAGAGUUCCAAAAACCAGUUCCUCCCAACAAUAAAUACAUCUACUUUUUGAUCAAAAUCUAUCCUGCUGGACUCCUCACACCAAAGCUUGAUCAUCUUCAAAUUGGAGAUUUUGUGUCUGUAAGCGGUCCUGAGGGCAAUUUUAAAAAAUCCAAACUCCAGGAAUUGGAAGAUCUCUUUUUAGUGGCAGCUGGAACGGGCUUCACACCAAUGGUUAAAAUACUGAAUUAUGCUUUGAGUAAUGUACUCAGUCUCAGGAAGUUGAAGUUGAUGUUCUUCAAUAAAACAGAGGAUGAUAUAAUUUGGAGAAGCCAAUUGGAAAAAUUAGCAUGUAAGGAUAAAAGAUUUGAUGUUGAAUAUAUUCUCUCAGCACCAACGUCUGAAUGGAAUGGCAAGCAGGGACAAAUUUCACCAGCUCUUCUUUCUGAAUUUUUGAAACGAAGUGUAGAAAACUCCAGAGUCCUUCUCUGCAUUUGUGGACCAACGCCAUUCACAGAACAAGGAAUAGAGUUGCUGCAUGACCUUUGCUUUUCCAAAGAGGAGAUCUACAGUUUUACAGCAUAACGAAGAACUGUCAUUUUCCUUUUUUUCAGCUAGUUUAUCUAAAUUUGUGAUUGCUUAGAAAUUUUUAAGAGAACAUUUUUGUAUGUAUUACAAGGUUAACUAGAAUCUGGUCUUCAGCUUCUUAAAUGAAGUCAAAUAUUCCUUGGGUACAGAUGAACUUGUUGGCUUUAUUUUGUACCAUAACUUAUUUUACUAUUAAUAUUUGACCUGGAAGGGCAGUCAUAGUAACAGAUACACACAAGAGUCUUUGUUAUGAAUUACAAAUUUCCUUAUUAUUGAAAAUGUAUCACUGUUUUAAAAUAAGCAGCUAUGUUUUACGACAUGAUAAAGUAAAUGAUCACUUUGAUCACAUUUCUAUGCUAUAAAUUGUUAGCAAUACAGAUUAAAUUUUACAUUGCACUUUUAACUCAGGAAAUGAUCAUUUAUGUCCUUGUUAUUAAUAGGAAAACAUGGAAUUCUGUAACUUCUUGAAUGAUCCAAAUAAUUUUAUGUAUAUAUUUGCCAUUGAAUCAGUAGAAUAAAAUUAUACUUAAAUACUUUUUAACCCUUGUGGUAAAAAUAUGUUGAAUGCAACAAAAUUGGGCUGGUGUCUUAAAAAGAGAAUUUUUAAAAGACACCAAUAAAAGAUAUCGGCGACAUUUCA